AUGACCUCAGACGAUGAGGAAGAAGCAUCUGCAGUAAAGGAGCGUGUGGUUUGGGUGGACACUAAGAGGACUCAGGUGAGGAGUAAAUCGGGGAAGCUGAAGGAGAAGGAGGUGACAGUGUUGGAGGUGAGGGUUAAAGCUCAGCCCCGAGGAAACGAUCAGUUUCAGGAGAUCCUCUACAGCACAGAGUCCCACACCGACCGAGCGUACUGCCGCAGCGGCGUCGACAUCCUGCCCUGGAGGAACAGCCAAUCAGCUGAAAACGGGAUUCAACCAGUUGAGAUGACCCUUGCACUGGACAGACAGAACCAAACAGAGGAGAAAAGUGCAGCAUCAAACGUGAAAUAAGCAAAUGCACGCUGAAUAAAAUCAAUUAUAUAUAUUUAGCUCUGUAAAAAAAUGAAGAGAUCACUUCAGUUUCUGAAUCAGUUUCUCUGAUUUUGCUAUUUAUAGGUUUAUGUUUGAGUAAAAUGAACAUUGUUGUUUUAUUCUAUAAACUACAGACAACAUUUCUCCCAAAUUACAAAUAAAAAUAUUCUCAUUUAGAGCAUUUAUUUACAGAACAUGAGAAAUUACUGAAAUAACAAAAAAGAUGCAGAACUUUCAGACCUCAAAUAAUGCAAAGAAAACAAGUUCAUAUUCAUAAAGUUUUAAGAGUUCAGAAAUAAUCAAUAUUUGGUGGAAUAAUCCUGGUUGGUUUUUAAUCACAGUUUUAAUUUCAUGCAUCUUGUCAUCAUGUUCUCCUCCACCAGUCUUACACACUGCUUUUGGAUAACUUUAUGCUGCUUUACUCCUGGUGUAAAAAUUCAAGCAGUUCAGUUUGGUGGUUUGAUGGUUUGUGAUCAUCCAUCUUCCUCUUGAUUAUAUUCCAGAGGUUUUACAUUUGGUAAAAUUAAAAGUUUGGUAGAAACUCUUUUUUAAAUCAUUUUUUAAGUGCUCUCUUAUUUUUUACAGAGCUGUAUGUAUAAAAUAAACACUUAAACACAUUUAACUUCACAUUGCAUUUAAUCAGGGCUUUGCCGAGUGCCCUGAUUUUAUUCAUUACUGUAGCAAUAAACCUGCACACAGAUAUGCUGUUAUUAUAGUAACUUUAUUAACUUCAUUUUAUUAAGUGUGUUUUAUUGAGUGAACAAUGCUUUGAACAUAUUGCAGCAAAAAGAAACAGUGAAUAUUAACUGCUAAUAACUGCAUGGGGAAAGAAAAACAGGCAAAUUUCCAAUAAUCUCAAUUCUUACAACACAAGCUUAUUUUAUAUAAAUUCAUAGCAUUGUGCAUG
Messenger RNA from Astyanax mexicanus (Mexican tetra), 1276 nucleotides. RefSeq lists its product as uncharacterized. The transcript is spliced from 3 exons. The record is from RefSeq and is a predicted model, not a curated record. NCBI's taxonomy places the organism in Eukaryota, Metazoa, Chordata, Actinopteri, Characiformes, Acestrorhamphidae. The coding region runs from base 1 to 348 and encodes 115 amino acids.